This is a messenger RNA of Gasterosteus aculeatus aculeatus (three-spined stickleback), 1242 nucleotides long. RefSeq names its product snail family zinc finger 1b (gene snai1b). The record is from RefSeq and is a predicted model, not a curated record. Gene Ontology annotation, molecular function: DNA-binding transcription factor activity, RNA polymerase II-specific; RNA polymerase II cis-regulatory region sequence-specific DNA binding. Gene Ontology annotation, biological process: regulation of DNA-templated transcription. Lineage: Eukaryota; Metazoa; Chordata; Actinopteri; Perciformes; Gasterosteidae.
AUAUGAGGAGGACGCACCUCCGCAGCCACAUCCACUCCGCUCCGCUCAGCGUGGACCCGCGCUCCCUCUCCGCAGCUCCGCCCCAGCGGACGCGCCGUUCUUCCGUUGCUCAUCAUGCCUCGUUCGUUCCUCGUGAAGAAGUACUUCUCCAACAGGAAGCCCUCCUGGGACCGGGACAGCCAGCUGGAGAGCCAGGCGGCGUUUGUCCCAGAAAGCUUUGCGCAGGCCGAGCUCCCGACGCAGAACGGCAGCUUCGCCCUGACCUGCUACCCGACCGGCCCCUCCUUCAGUGGCGUGGGCGUCCUGCCGGCGCCCCUGUCCCCCAUCGCGCCCGCGUCUCCGUCCCCCUCGCCGCUCGGCCCCCUGGACCUCAGCAGCGCUCCGUCCAGCAGCGAGGAAGAGGAGGAGGAGGAGGAGGACGGCGGGCGCACCUCCGACCCCCCCAGCCCGGACGUGGUGCAGCACGCGUUCCACUGCCUGCGCUGCACCAGCAGCUACAGCAGCCUCUCGGCGCUGUCCCACCACCAGGCGUCCCACCACCAGGCGUCCCAGCGCGCCCGGCAGCAGCAUUCCUCGCCUCUCCCCCCCGAGGCCGCCGCCGCCGCCGCCGCCCGCCCGGCCUUCCACUGCAAACACUGCCCCAAGGAGUACACCAGCCUGGGCGCCCUGAAGAUGCACAUCCGCUCGCACACGCUGCCCUGCGUCUGCCCCACCUGCGGAAAGGCCUUCUCCCGGCCGUGGCUGCUCCGGGGUCACAUCCGCACGCACACAGGUGAGCGGCCCUUCGCCUGUCAGCACUGUAACCGGGCCUUCGCCGACCGCUCCAACCUGCGCGCCCACCUGCAAAAGCACCCCGAGGUCAAGAAGUACCAGUGUGGCUCCUGCUCGCGGACCUUCAGCCGCAUGUUCCUGCCUCAACACAGCGCCUCCGGGUGCUUGUGGUUGAGUUUAUCAGAUGUGGAUAAAUUGAACCACACCGAUCCGAGCGCCACGCGGUCCCAUUUUAUUGGAGAGAAUGCCGACAUCUCGACGGCCGACGCCUCCAACACUGCAACCCACACCGACAGCAUCCAGGCUGAUAAAUAUCAGCGACAGGUGUGUCACCACCUGACCACGCCCCCGGGUCACACGGCACCUCCUGUCCCCCAACACCUAAGCCGCGAGCAGGGCGACGUCGCCGUGGCGACAGACGGCAACGCGUCCCUGAGACACAUCCUCUCUCUGCGUCCCGCUUGGUUCUGA